This is a messenger RNA of Aspergillus calidoustus, 1407 nucleotides long. NCBI's taxonomy places the organism in Eukaryota, Fungi, Ascomycota, Eurotiomycetes, Eurotiales, Aspergillaceae. The record is from the annotation of a GenBank genome assembly.
AUGAGUACUUCUUCCACAGACCGUGAUCUCUCGCUCCAACAUGUCGACGAGACGGUAGGGAAGCGGGAUUCAUCCUCGGAAAGAGAAGUCGAAAAAGACACACCUCCCCAGUCUGAACCGGCGCCUCCAGCUCCUCCAGCUGCUCCAGCCAUUCCACCACCACCGAAUGGCGGUCUCCAAGCAUGGCUGCAGGUCUUUGGAGGAUUCCUCUUCGUCUUGAACACCUGGGGAAUGGCCAACGCAUUCGGAGUCUUCCAAACCUACUACGCGACCACCCUCCUCACAGAAUCCAGCCAAUCCUCCAUCUCCUGGAUCGGCUCCAUCCAGGGCUUCCUCCUGCUCUUCGUCGGCGUCUUCUGCGGCCGCGCCUUUGAUGCCGGCUACUUCUAUCCCGUCGCAGGAACUGGCAUCUUCCUGUCGGUCUUUGGAAUGAUGAUGACCUCGCUGGGAAGCGAAUACUACCAGAUCUUCCUCGCGCAGGGCCUGUGUCUCGGCCUCGGAUCCGGCUUCCUAUUCACCCCGUCGAUUUCGCUCGUUGGAACUUACUUUUCGACGCGAAGGGGGCUCGCGACGGGGAUUGCAGCGAGCGGGAGUAGCGUUGGCGGAAUCAUCUUCCCGGUCCUCAUCCGCCGUCUCAUCAAAACCGCCGGGUUCCCCUGGGCCGUGCGCGCCAUGGCCUUCAUCAUGCUCGCGACUCUGCUCCUGGGAAUCUCCCUACUGAAGCCGCGCCUGCCACCGCGAAAGUCCGGACCGGUCGUCGACGUCGCUGCCUUCAGAGAUCCCGCAUACACGACCUUUGUCAUCGGCCUCGCGCUUGGCUUCAUGGCCUUUUUCAUCCCCUUCUUCUACGCCGAGAGCUACGCGCUGAACAUCGGCGUCGACACCGAGUUGUCCUUUUACACCCUGAGCAUCAUGAACGCGGCGGGAAUGGUCGGGCGGUUGGUUCCGAAUGCUAUCGGCGAUGUCCUCGGCCCCCUCAACAUAAUCCUCCCCUGCACCUACAUCUCGGGAAUCACCAUCCUCGCCUGGAUCGCCGCAAAGACCCUCGGCGGCCUCCUCGCAACCUCGAUCCUCUACUCGUUCUUCUCCGGCGGGCUUAUGGCCCUCCCGCCCGCGAUCCUGGUCUCGCUGAGCCCGUCGCUGAACCAGAUCGGGGUGCGCGUGGGCAUGGCGCUGACGAUCGGGUCGCUGGGUGUGCUGAUCGGGUCGCCAAUUGCGGGGGCCAUUUUGGCGGGGCAGAGUGGUGGAAGUAGUAGUGGGAGUCAUGACCAUGAAGGGGAGGCGGGGGUGCAUGGGUUGGAAUUUUCGGGGACGUUGGCGUUUACUGGGGUGGCGCUGUUGGUUUGUGGCGGGUUUAUGAGUGCGACGAGGGUUGUGCGCAAGGGGCUGAGGUGGGAGAAGGUGUAG